Molecule: messenger RNA, 789 nt
Organism: Paramecium tetraurelia
Lineage: Eukaryota; Ciliophora; Oligohymenophorea; Peniculida; Parameciidae
Exons: 6
Biological process (GO): regulation of DNA-templated transcription
Cellular component (GO): nucleus
Molecular function (GO): DNA-binding transcription factor activity, RNA polymerase II-specific; RNA polymerase II cis-regulatory region sequence-specific DNA binding
Source: RefSeq, a predicted model, not a curated record
AUGAAAUAAAAUAAAUAAAAUAUACAUAAGGUUAUCCGCAAGAGACCAUGGACUGACGAAGAGGAUCUAAGGGUAAUUGAAUUAGUUUAAGAAUUUGGUCCUUAAAAAUGGACUCAAAUUGCUUAAUAAUUAGAUGGAAGAAUCGGAAAAUAAUGUAGAGAAAGAUGGCAUAACCAUUUGAAUCCAUCAAUUAAGAAAACCCCUUGGGAAGAGGACGAGGAAUGGAUUUUAUUCCUCUAUCACAAGGCUUUAAACAAUAAAUGGGCUGAAAUAGCCAAACAUGUCAGAGGGAGAACAGAUAACUCGAUUAAGAACCAUUGGAAUAGUGGCAUGAAAAAGAGAAUGACUGAAUUUUAAAUGAAGUUGGGUUAAAUUAAGUAGAAAUUUUAAAGAGAAGGAAUUUCAAUUUUGAACGAUUAUGACCCAUUACAAAAGAAGGCUCUGGAGAUUAUCUUAAUGAUUAAAUAGUAUAAGAGCAUUACUAGUGAGUCUUCAGAGAGUGACGAUGUUUCCUACCCUACCAAGCAAUCCAAGAAGAAUAGGCUACUCAAAGAUCUGGUAGAGUUGGAGGGAGAACAGUAGCUCAAAGGAGAGAAUAAUGAAAUGAUUGAAUAGAACUACAUCAGUGAUGAAGAGUAGGUAAUGAGCAAUAGUGUAAAUUCCUUCUAAUUACUAACCACUUCUAAGAAGAGGAGCAAAAGUGAAUAUGAAGAAAAUAGCAUCCAACACUAUUGAAGUUCCAUUCAUCAACAAUUUUGAAUCAAUAAAUAUUAUAAUAUAAAAUUUUCC